AGCUUAGACUUGUCCCACUAGCUCUUAUAACUUAAAUUAACCCAUUUCUAUUAAUCUACUUGUUGCCAUGUGAGUCAAGACUUUUACCUCUCCUCCUGUAUGUCUUACUCCCUCUGUGUUCAGGCUGGCUACUAUGCCUAUCUUCUUCCCUGAGACCUCUCUGUGUCUCCCCCCACCCCCAAGUCCCACCCACCUAACCUCUCUCUGUCUAGCUAUUGGCCAUUGAGCUCUUUAUUAGACCAAUCAGGUGCCUUAGGCAGGCAAGGUGAACCAGAUGCAACACAUCUUUACAUAAUUGAACACACAUCCUUACAUCAUUAAACAAAUGUAACACAUCUUUACAUAGUUAAAAUAAUUUCCAUAACAAAACAGUUUAUCCUUAAGGAAUUGAGGGACCAUGGCUUGGGAACACAGGUUUAGGUUAUCCCAAGUUCCCUGUUCCAACUCGGAAGCAGUUUCAUGAAGGUUUUUACAGUUUUACAGAACAAAGAAAGUCAUAAAUCAAGACAACUUUAAAAUACAUUGGUGGGUACACCAGAGAGGUGGGUUGCAAAGAGAUGGAGGAGCUAUGCUAUAGGCCCAGGAGGCUGUCUGAGAGCAUCCUUAGCUCCUGGAUUGGUGGAAGCCAGUGUUCUGCUGAGUUAAUAGCUCCUAAGAGGUCUUUAUUUAUCAUCACUGGAGUUCUGUUCAGGGAAGACACAGCUUCUCUUCAGGAACUUGCACUCACGAGGGUGUGCUAUGCAAGUGUGCUGUCACUGAACAACACUCCAAAUCCCCACUGGUCUUUAGGGGAGAAAGCAGUGGAAUCCCAGCACUUGAGAGGCAGAGGCAGGCGGAUCCCUGUGAGUUGGAGGCCAGCCUGGUCUAAAAAGUAAGUUCCAGGACAGCCAGGGCUAAGCAGAGAAACCAUGCCUCACCCCCACCCCCACCCUGAAGAAGGAAAGAAAGAGAAGGAAGGAGGAGGAAGGAAGGAAGGGAAAGAAGGAAGGAAGGAAGGAAGGAAGGAAGGAAGGAAGGGAAAGAAGGAAGGAAGGAAGGAAGGAAGGAAGGAAGGAAGGAAGGAAGGAAGGAAGGGAAAGAAGGAAGGAAGGAAGGAAGGAAGGAAGGGAAAGAAAGAAGGAAGGAAGGAAGGAAGGAAGGAAGGAAGGAAGGGAAAGAAGGAAGGAAGGAAGGAAGGAAGGAAGGAAGGAAGGAAGGAAGGAAGGAAGGGAAAGAAGGAAGGGUUUAUUUUGGCUCAUGGUUUGAGGGUCCUGUCUGUUGUGGGAUCAUAAGGACAUGAGCAUAAGACAGAUGGUGGAACUGUCUGUAGUCAGGGAGCUGAGAGAAACAGACACUCGGGCUCAUCUCAUGUCCUCUCUCUCUCUCUCUUUCUCUCUCUCUCUCUCUCUCUUUUGGUUUUUCGAGACAGGGUUUCUCUGUGUAGCUUUGCACCUUUCCUGGAACUCACUUGGUAGCCCAGGCUGGCCUCGAACUCACAGAGAUCCGCCUGGCUCUGCCUCCCGAGUGCUGGGAUUAAAGGCGUGCACCACCACCGCCCGGCUUAUGUUGUUUCUCUUUGCAUGUGUAUGUGUGUGUGCAUGUAUGUGCCACCAUGUUUGUGUGGGGGGGGGGUGCCUAUGAGCAGAGGCCAGAGGCUGACAUCAAACGCCUGCCUCCAUCCAUCUCUUCCAGAGGCUGGGAUUACAGACCAGCCACCCUGCCCUAUGUGGAUCUUGGGGAUUUGAACUCUAGGCCUUAUGACCUUUACCCACUGAGCCAGCUCCACAGCCUCAGCGCAUCAUCCCAUCCUGCCCACGUUAAGGAUGGGCCUUCCCACCCCUGUCAGCCUAAUUGAGAAAGUCCCUCACAUGCCCAUUGGUCUGUCUCCUGGGUGAGUCUAGGAUCUAUCAAGUUAACCAUCUCAGGCACACUAGGCCCCCACGGAGCUCAUCUUUCUGUCCUCAGGGUUCUUUUGAAAGAGAAGGUGGAGUCGGGAACAAGAGGCCAGGGCAGUUUGACAGGCUCGGCUUGGGAAAAGCUGAAUCACCGUGAGGACUUAGUUGUCCUUAAACCCCGAAUCGCUAGCCAAUUGCUAGGAUCAACACAGACUGGGAUUCCACUAAAGACAGGAGGAGGUCUAAUUUCAUGCCCACACUUAGGCGCGCCUGGAAUUUUGCUUCUGAAUUCAGAGUCUUCUUGGGAGAGGAUUUGCGUCGACCUAGACCCAUACUUAUCCAUCUAUACACUCCUGUACACUUGGGUAAAGCCAACGGCCUUGGCGCUGCUGGCUCCUGUAGGUGUUCGGAUUACAUAAAAUGGUCCUGAAAACACCAGCCUGCUCUCCCACGUGGGGGCGCGCAGAGCUCCAGUCGCGCAGAGCUCGCCCACACCUGUUAAACCUACUCCCAGGCUCUGUUCUCUAAAGCAAGCAGCCGGGAAUCGGCUCUACAGUAGUUCUGUGUUCGGUAAUCUCAAGUGCGAGUUUCGCAGAAGCAAGCAUUUACAUUUUGCAGAAAACGACGGUCUCCAGCCCACGAGCUCCAGCCCAAGAAAAUUACGUAGCACUUGUUUUCCUCCUUUUGAGGUUUUUUUUUUUUUUUUUCCCAAAAUAGCUGCUUCAAUCCGACUGCCACAAGUCCCGCUGAUCCCUUACGGUUCCUUUAGGAGCAGGUCCCUGACACGCUCUGCUGCCGAGUCGGUAUCCCUACUCCGGCGGGCGUGCGGGAGGAGGCGGACCCUUCGGGAACAGAUGGCCCCUCCUCGGAGGGGAGGGACCGACUCCCAGGGCCUUGUUCUCCAGCAGUCGCAGCGCCGGGUCCCAGAACUUAGCCCUGCGCCACGGUUCUGACCACGCGUGGCCCGCUGCCCAGCCGGCCCAGCAAGCCGGUGGUCCGCGUGUCCCUCCGAGAUGUCGUCCUGCAGCCGCGUGGCGCUGGUGACCGGGGGUAACAAGGGCAUCGGCUUCGCCAUCACGCGUGACCUCUGUCGGAAGUUCUCGGGGGACGUGGUGCUCACCGCGCGGGACGAGGCGCGGGGCAAGGCUGCGGUGCAGCAGCUGCAGGCGGAGGGCCUGAGCCCGCGCUUCCACCAGCUGGACAUCGAUGACAUGCAGAGCAUCCGCGCCCUGCGCGACUUUCUGCGCAGGGAGUACGGAGGACUUAACGUGCUGGUCAACAACGCGGGCAUCGCCUUUAGAAUGGAUGAUCCAACACCCUUCGACCUUCAAGCUGAGACGACGCUGAAGACAAACUUUUUCGCCACCAGAAAUGUCUGCACUGAGUUACUGCCCAUAAUGAAACCACAUGGGAGAGUAGUGAACCUCAGCAGUCUGCAGGGGUCCCGGGCCCUUGAGAACUGCAGUGAGGAGCUUCAGGAAAGGUUCCGGUGUGACACACUCACCGAGGGGGACUUGGUCGACCUCAUGAAGAAGUUUGUGGAGGACACAAAAAAUGAGGUCCACGAGAGGGAAGGCUGGCCGGACUCGGCCUACGGGGUGUCCAAGCUGGGGGUGACAGUCCUUUCAAGAAUCCUGGCCCGGCAGCUGGAUGAAAAGAGGAAAGCAGACAGGAUUCUGCUGAAUGCCUGCUGCCCGGGAUGGGUGAAGACCGACAUGGCGAGGGACCAGGGCACCAGGACCGUGGAGGAGGGCGCUGAAACCCCUGUCUACUUGGCCCUCCUGCCUCCAGAUGCCACGGAGCCUCAGGGCCAGCUAGUCCGUGACAAAGUCGUGCAAACAUGGUGACCGUCUGCUCUGGGACUUAGGGGUUUAAUAAACGCUGGGGAGAGAGAUGAA
Messenger RNA from Peromyscus californicus insignis, 3772 nucleotides. RefSeq names its product carbonyl reductase 3 (gene Cbr3). The record is from RefSeq and is a predicted model, not a curated record. Gene Ontology annotation, molecular function: carbonyl reductase (NADPH) activity. The coding region runs from base 2888 to 3721 and encodes 277 amino acids. NCBI's taxonomy places the organism in Eukaryota, Metazoa, Chordata, Mammalia, Rodentia, Cricetidae. The transcript has 3 exons.